UCAAAAUCUUAUAACAAUUCUUUUCUUGUUUUUCUUUUUCUUUUUGCCCCAAUCAAAAAUCUUAUAGCAAUUCUUUCUUGUCGGUUUUUUUUCUUUUUGCACCAAUCCCUUGGCAAUUCUAAACUGAAGAUUGCGUUCCACAACAUGCGGUGGUGUCUACUAUUAUGGUUGCUCUUCUGGAGUAUGGCUUGUUUUGGACUAUCAGCAGCACAACUGCAUUUGCACCCUGACGAACAACGGACUCUCCAAACAAUUGAAGCGACAAUAAAAGCACCUCAAAAACUAAGCUUUAAUUGCGACUACUCGCCCCCUACAAAUAGUUCCUGUCAAACUUACAACGGCUUUCAAUACAUCACAGAGUUACGUGUGAAAGAUUUGAAUCUCACUGGCAUGCUUCCACUUGAACUUGUUAAUCUUCCUUACCUUGAAACAAUUGAGUUCACUCGUACCUAUCUUCAAGGUCAACUUCCACCAAUAUGGGGUACCAUGAAGAACUUGAAGACCAUUUCUCUCACUGCAAAUCGCUUAACGGGAAAUAUUCCGAAAGAGUGGGGAAAUUUAUCGAGUCUUACGUACUUAAGUCUUGAAGCCAAUAAUCUUUCUGGUAAUAUUCCUGAGGAUCUUGGGAAAUUGGUCAACCUAACUAACCUGUUCUUGUCCUCUAAUAAGUUUGUGGGAAGGUUGCCGAAUACAUUAAUGAACCUGAGAAAUUUGAAGCAACUUAAGAUAAGUGAUAAUAGUUUUGAAGGCCCUAUACCAGAAUUCAUUCAGAACCUCACUCAACUCCAGAAACUGGAAUUAUAUGCAUCUGGACUAGAAGGACCUAUCCCUACUGCCAUUUUUCAAAAUUUAGAGAACUUGAAUGAUCUGAGGAUCACUGAUAUGGCAGGAGAACAGUCUGACUUUCCUACCCUAAACAUCCAAACCUUUGGCAAAAACAACAAAUUGAUCUUGAGAAAUGUGAGUUUAUAUGGACCUCUCCAACCUAAAAUUUUGGGUAUUAUUAAUGCAGAAAUGGAGAUGUUGGACCUGAGCUUUAAUAACUUGGAAGGAGAGUUACCUGGUGAUAAUAUAGGUGGAAUAAAACAUAUAUUUUUAGGAGGCAACAAGCUUAAUGGAAGUGUCCCUAAUAGGUUCAGCUUCAAUGAUAAGAAUGACAAUAUUGAUCUAUCUUACAAUAACUUUAAUUGGUCAGCUGAUACCUGCACAGGAGACAAGCUUGCUCAUGUAAACACAUAUCGAAGUUCUUACUUGAAGAACAAUGCUGUUUAG
Messenger RNA from Humulus lupulus (European hop), 1272 nucleotides. RefSeq names its product probable LRR receptor-like serine/threonine-protein kinase At1g29720. NCBI's taxonomy places the organism in Eukaryota, Viridiplantae, Streptophyta, Magnoliopsida, Rosales, Cannabaceae. The coding region runs from base 145 to 1272 and encodes 375 amino acids. Gene Ontology annotation, molecular function: protein binding. The transcript has 16 exons. The record is from RefSeq and is a predicted model, not a curated record.